AUGCGGCUCAUCACCACUGCUACCCUCUUGGCAGCUAUUUCGGGCUCUGCUUAUGCAGAUGCCGGCAGCGUGUCAGCCGCGCCUUCAGAGGUCGCCGCGAUUCGCUCCUAUUUCUAUGCUGGUGGCGGCUAUGCAGAUGAUGGCGCUGGAGGGCACAUCUUUCGCGAGCAGAUGUAUGUCGAGAGGCUGCAGCCAGCCAAAGGGGUGACUCGGCCUAACCCAAUCGUCUUUAUCCAUGGCCAGGCCCAGACUGGAACUAAUUUCUUGAACAAGCCUGAUGGUGGCCGUGGCUGGGCGUCUCAUUUCUUGGACCAAGGUUAUGAGAUCUACCUCGUGGAUCAGACACUUCGAGCACGCUCUCCAUGGCAGCCUGCUUAUAUGGCGGUUGAGCCGUCGACUUAUUCGGCCGAGAUCAUCGAGCAACGCUUCACCGCCCCUCAGAAUUACAAUCUAUGGCCACAGGCUGCCCUUCAUACGCAGUGGCCGGGCAAUGGCUCUAUGGGCGAUGCCAUCUUCGAUACCUUUUAUAGCUCCAAUGUCCAGUUUAUCAGCAACGCCGCGUAUCAGCAACUUACUGUUCAAAAAGCUGGUGCGGCGUUACUGGACAAGAUUGGAAAGCCCGUGAUUCUUGUUGGGCAUAGUCAGGGCGGCUUAAUGCCCAUUGUCAUUGCCGAUGCUCGUCCCAAGUUCACCAAGGCGCUCAUCCUCUUGGAACCUACUGGACCUCCUUUCCAGGAAGCCAUCUUCAGCGCCACUCCUGCUCGUGCUUGGGGACUGGCUGACAUUCCGCUCACUUAUACACCCCCUGUCAACGUUCCCGCUGUGGAUCUUGUACAAAAGAUAUAUCCUGCGCCUGACAAGAACCAUACCCAAUGCAUCCUCCAGGCUCCUAGUCCCGCGCCACGAAAGCUCACGAAUCUAGCAAGCAAGCCCAUCCUUUUGGUUACUUCUGAGGCGUCGUAUCAUGUGCCCUAUGAUUACUGCACGGUCAAGUACCUCAAACAAGCGGGCUGCAGUCAAACAACCCACCUUGAAUUGCCAAAGGCAGGCAUCCACGGGAAUGGUCACAUGUUCUUCAUGGAGAAGAACAGCGACCAGAUUCAACAGAAAAUCCAGAGUUGGAUUGCUCAUUUGCAUUAA
Messenger RNA from Trichoderma asperellum CBS 433.97, 1140 nucleotides. RefSeq lists its product as uncharacterized. The record is from RefSeq and is a predicted model, not a curated record. NCBI's taxonomy places the organism in Eukaryota, Fungi, Ascomycota, Sordariomycetes, Hypocreales, Hypocreaceae.